This is a messenger RNA of Ectocarpus siliculosus, 1848 nucleotides long. The record is from the annotation of a GenBank genome assembly. NCBI's taxonomy places the organism in Eukaryota, Phaeophyceae, Ectocarpales, Ectocarpaceae.
AUGAGCGCCCAGCAGCACCGGGAGAGGCAGCGGCAGCGAGUGGACACCCUGGAGGACUGCUUGCGCCUGCGCGACAACGAGAUCGCUAGGCUGGAGAAGCAGCUGGCCUCAAGCUCUUCUUCUGCCGAAGGGGUGUCCGCUAGUACCACAAGGGGUAAGGGGGGGGGGGCGUACGAUGCGUCGGACGCGGGGGGUGUCACCACGGAGGACCAGGCGCACUCAUCUUCCUCCGAGAGCGACUCAGACGACCUCUCCCCGAUGUCGACGCUGGACAAGCGGUCGAACCACCCGGCCACGCCGCCCCUCAGUCCCUCUACCGCCACAAGUGGUGGUGCCAUGGCUAUGGCGAGCGUGGCCGCCGGGGGCAUAGCCGGCUCGUUGGCGGUGACGGACGAACUUCUCGAGUUCUCCCUGUCGGCUUGCGGCACCUCGGCGGGGACGGUCACCACAGCCGGCGUCUGGACGGGGGGCGACGUGAUGAUGGCCGGAGAGGGGGAGGAGGAGGAGGCUGCUUCGCCGCCGUUAGCCCGGUCGUUUUCGACCGUCGCCGCUGCCGUCGCCGCCGUCGACGACGGGGCGGCUGCGCCGCCACCCCCGCGACUAGCGGAGAGCCUCUCGACCAUGGAGUUCUCUGUCCCUGACGGCGUGAUGGCGGCCGACGCCGCUCAAGCACAGCCUCCGGCGGGCGGUGGAGGCCUUUCCGCUUCCGGUCUGCUUGCCUUUGAGGCCGCUGGCGCCGGCGCCGGCGCCGGCGGGAGCGGCGCCGGCGCGGCGGAGGGUCUGGUGCCGUUUGGACAUCAUCCGGCCGCCGCCGCCGACGGCAUGGGUUGCUGCUCCGAGGAGGACGAGCUUACGAUGGCCGCGCUUGACCCGAUGGAGAUUGACGCUCUCCUGGCUUGCGCCGGAGGGGACGGCGAGGACGGCGUUCGGGACCCAUUCGAUACCACCGACAGCAGCAGCAGCACCGUCGUCAACGGUGGCGGAGGAGGCGCUAGCCCGUGCGAGCUGGAAGCGGGGAACAAUACUGGUGUUCAAGCGAACGCGGCGGCGGCGGCGGCGGCGGUGGCUGCUACCGCUUCAUCUUCGUCCUCGAGCGGGAAUAAGCGGGGUCAUGGAAACGACCACCUACAGCAGCAGCACCUACAGCAGCACCACGAUGUUGCGGUCGCGCCUGGCCGCCUCCACGCCCCGCCCUCGAGGAACUCCGGCACCCCCCCCACCUCCUCUUCGCAGGCACGAGGCAGCAGCGCUCGCCCCCCCUCUUCUUCCGUUGCUGCUGCUACAAGCGUGGCCGGCUUCCGCGGCGGCGGCCUUCCCUCUGGAGACAACGGGCGCGGCGGCGGCGGCGGCGGCGCUGGCGGAGGAGGGGUGGCGUCAACAGUGGCGGCCGGGGUUAUGGGAGCGCUGUGUCUUGCCGGCGUCGUGCUGAACUCAGGGACAACGACAACUCCGGAUGGCGGCACCGGUACCGGACGAGCGCUCGUACCGGCACACAGGAACUCACCGCCUUCCGUCAUCACGUCCCGUGGCGGCGGUGCUCGGGUUCUAUCCGCGGCAGGCGACGACGACGACGAAGACGGCGAGUAUGCCAACGCGACGGAGGCUCAGCCGUGGGUGUUCCACCCCGUGGAGGCGGAGCCCUGGCGGUGGCGGGCCACCGCGGCCAGGGAGAGGAGAGGGCCUUGGGUGUGGGAACGAGCCCUCAACCUGUUCGGAAACGCGGGGUUCGGCAACGAUCAUCCCCGGGGCGGCAUUGACGCGGGCUGCCACGAAGACGUGGUCGGCGUGUACGCGAAGGCGGCGGCGGCGGCAAGUGCAGCGCUGGUGCGUUACAACCACCUUCAAUAA